Molecule: messenger RNA, 343 nt
Organism: Plasmodium reichenowi
Lineage: Eukaryota; Apicomplexa; Aconoidasida; Haemosporida; Plasmodiidae
Product: small exported membrane protein 1, putative
Exons: 2
Source: RefSeq, a predicted model, not a curated record
AUGAGUCAACAACAAAAACAACAAAACGAAGAAGGAGCCACCGCUAAUACCCAAGAAAAGAAAUUCAAUCCUGCAAGAAACCCAAGCCAAUCUGGUCCCUAUCGUCAUCAUGGACCCCAAGGAAGAACACCAUAUAUGCAACUCCACAAAAAUCACAAUAAUAACAUGGUAAAUAAAAUAAGUAAUUAUUUAGGAAUUGAAAAUAAGGAGUUGGUUGAAUUUGGUUUAAAUUUAUUCACAUAUGUUAUAGCUAUAUUUAUUGCCUUACAAAUAUAUGAUUACGUAACACAUAGAAAAUGUGGAUACUACAAGGACAUGUUGGCAAAAAUUGUUAGAUUCCAAG